This is a messenger RNA of Trypanosoma theileri, 294 nucleotides long. RefSeq lists its product as uncharacterized. The record is from RefSeq and is a predicted model, not a curated record. The transcript has a single exon. The annotation marks the transcript as partial. NCBI's taxonomy places the organism in Eukaryota, Euglenozoa, Kinetoplastea, Trypanosomatida, Trypanosomatidae.
GCACAGAAGGAGGCAGAGAAUGAGAAGCUGGCUGAUCAACUAGCACAGAAGGAGGCAGAGAAUGCGCAGCUGGCUGAAGACCUCGCACAGAAGGAAGCAGAGAAUGAGAAGCUGGCUGAUGAACUGGCACAGAAGGAGGCAGAGAUCGAGAAGCUGGCUUCUGAAGACCUCACGCAGAAGGAGGUAGAGCUCGAGAAGCUAGCUGAUCAACUAGCACAGAAGGAGGCAGAGAAUGAGAAGCUGGCCGAAGACCUCGCACAGAAGGAGGUAGAGCUCGAGAAACUGGCUGAUCAA